Acytostelium subglobosum LB1 is the source of this 612-nucleotide messenger RNA. RefSeq lists its product as hypothetical. The coding region runs from base 1 to 612 and encodes 203 amino acids. NCBI's taxonomy places the organism in Eukaryota, Evosea, Eumycetozoa, Acytosteliales, Acytosteliaceae. The transcript has a single exon. The record is from RefSeq and is a predicted model, not a curated record.
AUGACAACAACUACAACAGUUCUAGUGUUGCUUGUGACGUUGGUUGUGAUCAGCUCAACCUCAUCAGCUGGAGCAACAUCAGGGCCAUCAUGGAUUACAAUCAAUCCAUUCACAUCACUUGACUGCACAUCGAACCAAGGUGUAGGAUAUGGACUGCCCGUGAACACCUGCUUCAUCUAUCAAUGGGAUAACUAUGUGUUGGUGUCAACCGACCCUCACCACCCAGACAACAUCACAGUAUCAUAUUACAAUAAUCAGAAUUGCACUGGUUUGAUAGCCACGGACAAGUAUCCCUUGGGCCAAUGUACACGCAUCAACUUUGAUCAGUCGGGCAGCGAGUUUGCCAUAAUCAACACCGGUGCCAACUAUCCUGUCGACUCGAUCCAAUAUGCAUUCUUCUAUCAAGAGGAUGACAGUUGUGGUGGAGCCAACUACACAACAUUCUACACGGACAAUCUAAAGGUUGACGGACGCCUCUAUCAAUGUGUCGAUGGAUAUCCAAUCAUAUCCCAAUGUAGUGAUCAAGCUCAAUCCCAAGGUGGAUGCCAGCCCAUACCAUGGACUGGUUGUAUUCCAGGUUCACAAGGUGGUCCAGGUAUAUACUCAUGUUAA